AUGUCAAGUACGGUGCGACUUCGCGACCCACAACCCCUGUACCAAUUGCGUCAGAUCCCAAGUGGAGUGCAAACCAUAUACGAGAAAGCGCAAGAGAUUCACCAACAGUCUGUCGCCGGGACGCAAUGCACCGGCUUCGGGAUCCGCGAUGUCGCAAGCCUAUCUUUGAGAGAUGCGCACGGGGAUGCUACCGUCCCCAACAAUGAGACUUUGAUAUCCAUUGAGAAUAAUGUGACCGAACCUUUCAUCAAAGAGGAGAGCUAUCGCGGUCGGGGUGAGUACCUAGGCGGUAGUGUUCCAUUCGAUGAAAAUAUGGUCAAACCUGGCCAUGAGGCAACAUACACCAGCCCGAAAGCCUCUGCGGCGGACCUGCAGAUGUUACGCGAGCAAGGGGCAUUCGAGCUCCCCCCAAUAUCCAUUCAAAAACAGUUGAUGGAUAGCUUCAAUAAGUAUUGUGCUCCGUGGACGCCCGUUGUUGAUCCGAAAUGGCUCGAUGAGAAAACGCCACCGUCUAUGCUCCUGCUGCAAUCCAUUUUCUUAGCAGGAAGCAGGGUUUCUAAAGCACACCUGGACUACGGAUCAAGUGAGGUCUUCUACCGACGCGCAAAAUUGCUCUUCUUUUUUGGUGGAGGUCAUGGAUCACUGAUCUCCAUUGUGGCUGCCUGCCUCUUGCACUGGUAUAACCCUGUUGGGCCUGAGGAUGUUUCAACCGAUACCAGUGGAUUCUGGAUACGGACUGCGGGGGCAAUGGCUUUCCAAAUUGGAUUACACAAGGAGCCGUCGCUAAAUGCUAAAGAUCGGGGGCUUCGUCGGCGAUUAUGGUGGUCCCUGGUGAUUCGAGAUAAUGUCAUUUCCGUCGGAGUGGGAAGACCGCGCACAAUCAAUCUACGCGACAGCGACGUCCUACCUCCGUCGAUGAAAGAUUUUCCGAAGAAGGAUUUUCAAGCACAGCUCUUUUUAGCAUACUGCACAAUAUCAUGUCUUCUGGGCGAUACUGUCGAGUGCUGUCUACGACGAGAGAUUUCCCGACAACGACGCGUCGAUCUUGAAAAUGCUGUGUAUAGAUGGGCCAAACAGGUCAUCCCAAAAUUGCACUCCUCGGCAACGAUUCAAGAAGAUGUAAUGACCUGUCAGCUCGAAGUCAAGCAACUAUUGGUGAUGUACUUUGUUGGAUUAACGAUCCUGCACCGUUCGCCGACACCAAACAGUGUUCCACCUGCUGCAUCUCUGGUCGCAUCGUCAUUUAUUGCGGGUAUCUACGAAGACUUUCUCCUACGAGAUGAACUACGCUAUCUUGGCCCAGUGUUCGCAUUCUAUCCGCUCUGCGCAGGCCUCUCCCUCCUGUCCUGUUGUCGUUAUCCGCAACUACAAAGUACCGCCGAGCAUGAAAUGACCGUCAUGAAGCUUUCACUCCAGAAACUAUCAGAGAGAUGGCUCUCGGCGGUCGGCCCACUGAGAGCUUUGAACAAAUUGACCGAAAAAGUCCGAGAGCUAGAACCCUUCGAUGGUACACCUACUCUAGACUUUGACACCACGGCUUUUUUUGAGGGAUUUGACGUUAAGAUGUGCAAGCAGUGGCGAUUAGUUGAACAAGCUUCCGACUCGGACACCACCAAUGCCACCACGACGACAUGUACAUUAGCCGAGGUGCAAGACCCGGAAGCCGCGCUUCCGGCGUUUGAGGCGCGACCGGACGAAACAGUCGAGAAUUAUGCUUCCCCGACAUUAGACACUGGAAUGGAGCUUUUUGGUACCGACUGGGAAGGCUCUGGGUUCGAUUGGAGUGGUUCUUGGUUGCUUAAUGUAUAG
This is a messenger RNA of Penicillium pulvis, 1809 nucleotides long. RefSeq names its product fungal specific transcription factor domain-containing protein. NCBI's taxonomy places the organism in Eukaryota, Fungi, Ascomycota, Eurotiomycetes, Eurotiales, Aspergillaceae. The coding region runs from base 1 to 1809 and encodes 602 amino acids. Gene Ontology annotation, biological process: DNA-templated transcription. The record is from RefSeq and is a predicted model, not a curated record. The transcript is spliced from 5 exons. Gene Ontology annotation, molecular function: zinc ion binding; DNA binding.